AUGCGGAACUCAAGGAAUCCGGCCACCUCGCCAUCCCUAUGGCCAGCCUCCAUCGAGCUGACAUCCGCUCUGACGACUCCUUUCAACUCGAAUACCAAUCCCAAGCUGUACGACCGGUUCAUCGCUCUGACAAACGCUGCUUUGACGGAACCUAUAUCGUCCAUGAAGGGCAGGCUAGUCAUACUUCACUUCAGAAUCGCACAACUCUGCGUCUGGCACCCCACCGAGCCAUCAGCAGCCAACGCUGUCCGCCUGUUACAAGCCUACAUAGCGCAUGGAUCUGACGACGGCACGGUCAUCCCACCUUUGUCGAAUGCGAGGAUGCGACCGUCAUUCUCAAGGUUCCUGGAGAAGACCAUCGUCGUGUUGGAGUCACAGGGUCAUCAUGAAACUGUGGCGUGGAUCAGGAAGCACUUCUCGGAGUUUCUUGAUGCGAAGAAAGGCGACAAGGCGGGUCAAACCGUCGCGAAGGAUGCGACAGUGACGGUGAGAUAUCUAACCUCCGCUGACUCCAAACCUCAGGUGUUGCGGUGA
This is a messenger RNA of Fulvia fulva, 534 nucleotides long. RefSeq lists its product as uncharacterized. The record is from RefSeq and is a predicted model, not a curated record. Bases 1 to 534 code for a protein of 177 amino acids. NCBI's taxonomy places the organism in Eukaryota, Fungi, Ascomycota, Dothideomycetes, Mycosphaerellales, Mycosphaerellaceae. The transcript has a single exon.